AUGGCUAACAUGAUCAUGGCCUCUCACAAAACCCUAAUCACCCCCUCCAUUCCCGCCGCCCCUAAGCCCAUGCUCCGCCGCCUAACCCUCCCCAAAAUAGCCCUGCCCAAGUUCCUGAAACCCCACCAGCUCCCUUCCCUCCUCGCCGCUGCCACCACAUUCUCACUCGCCCACGCGCCGCCGUCUCUGGCGGCGGAUAUCGAGAAGGCGGCGCUCUUCGACUUCAACCUCACCCUCCCGAUCAUCGCCCUCGAGUUCCUGUUCCUCAUGUUCGCGCUGGACAAGGUUUACUACACCCCGCUCGGCAAGUUCAUGGACGAGAGGGACGCCGCCAUCCGGGAGAAGCUCAACAGCGUGAAGGACACGUCAGCAGAGGUGAAGGCGCUUGACGACCAGGCAGAGGCGGUGAUGAGGGCUGCGAGGGCUGAGAUAGCAGCGGCACUGAACAAGAUGAAAAAGGAGACCCAAGAAGAGGUGGAGGCGAGGCUGGCAGAGGGGAUGAAUAAGGUGGAGGCUGAGCUGGAAGAGGCGCUGGCUGGACUUGAAAGGCAGAAGGAGGAGACAAUUAAAGCCCUCGACUCGCAGAUCACAGCCCUCAGUGAGGAGAUUGUAAAGAAGGUGAUCCCUGUUUCCUAA
Molecule: messenger RNA, 636 nt
Organism: Striga asiatica
Lineage: Eukaryota; Viridiplantae; Streptophyta; Magnoliopsida; Lamiales; Orobanchaceae
Source: the annotation of a GenBank genome assembly